Scophthalmus maximus (turbot) is the source of this 9942-nucleotide messenger RNA. It is a transcript of the gene nsd1b, whose product is annotated as nuclear receptor binding SET domain protein 1b. Gene Ontology annotation, biological process: regulation of DNA-templated transcription. Gene Ontology annotation, molecular function: histone H3K36 methyltransferase activity; protein binding. The coding region runs from base 575 to 8338 and encodes 2587 amino acids. NCBI's taxonomy places the organism in Eukaryota, Metazoa, Chordata, Actinopteri, Pleuronectiformes, Scophthalmidae. Gene Ontology annotation, cellular component: nucleus; chromatin. The transcript has 24 exons. The record is from RefSeq and is a predicted model, not a curated record.
CGUGCGCUUUGGGGUCUGUCAGCUCUUGUCUUUUCUUUUUUUUCUUCUUUUCUCUUCUUUUUUCUUUUUUACCUCGGAACAGAGAUUUACGGCCCCUUCUGUGCUCCACGCUGUGGACCGGCUGGGGAGGGAGGCGGCGGUGACGCCUGGCAGUGCGCACAGCGGAGAAAGACUGACUUUCAAGGGACAGGCAGAGUCCUGCAGGCGGCAAACGGCCACUCAGCAGCAGGGCAGAACAAUCCACAGACGGGCGAAUUUAUAAAGUUGUUAGCUAUCACCAAGCAAAAGGGGGAGUGUCGCUGGAGGCGCACAGCCCGCUUGAAUCUCUAUUCCAGGGGCCGCUGGACCAGGCUUUAGCGCAUGUAGAGAGGAGGAGGAGGAGGAGGAGGGAUGGGGGAGGUGGAGGGGGCAGAGUGAGUACGUUUCACAGGAUCCAGGCCUAGUAGUUUUGCCGCUGGGACUCUCCUCACCCGCUUUCAAAAAAUUGGAAAUUGGCACCUUGAAACGCCAAAAUGUGCGCGUUGAGCGUCAGUUUCGCGGUGGGCGACACCGGAAUGGAAGGAGCCAUGCCAGCAUGAGUGGGCCUCAUGUAGGCCCCGGAAGGAAGACCCAUGAGUCCAUCUGCCCCUUGACCCCUGGUCGUGACCUCUCCACCAGACACCAUGACCACAGGAUCGGCCUAACAAUGUCAGCUGCGGCGUCCUCCAUCAAGCAUGCAUCCAUUUAUGGGUUUGCACAAAGGGAACACCCCUCCUCCCCUUCCUCCUCUUCCACCUACAGUCCUCUUCGGAGGCUACAGCAUCUCACCACCAUGGUGAGCCAGCCUGACCUGGUCCUGCCGGUGAGGGAGCCAGACAGGAGCUGGGAGUGGUCGACACAUAAGAAGGAGAGGGAGAAGGAGAUAGAGAUGGGCUCCUGGGCUGAUUGCACUAGCAGGGAUUAUUCUGGAAGCCAGAGUACAAGCAGGGAUGAGACCUUUGGUAACUUUUCUGUUGGACGAAAACAAGCCGAGGUCCAAACUGGAAGUAGAGAUGCACCAGCAGCCAAUCAGAGCAAUCCUGUCACUUCAGAGAAAAAGGCAGAAGGUUGUUUCUCUGGCCCGCCUAGCCCGGCCUUCUCGCUCGACAGCAACAGCCCCUUCGCUAAUGGUUUCCUCCAUUUUGAAUCCUCUUUGUUCGAGGAUGACGACACUGAACAAGCGCGAGAGACUGCGCCGCCUAUGGAAGGCUUGCAUGAAAAACACGAGAGGGCAGGGACUGUUCUUCAAUCAACUCCUGGGGACUUACAGUUGAACUCUAAGGAUGCUUCCCUGUCGUCAGCCAAGGUCGUAACAAGGUCCCAGUCCUCAGGUCAACGCAGGAGGUACUGGGACGGCUCGGAUGACGAGUGGGAUAGCGACACCGACCUGUUGCUGUUUAUGGAUAGUCCAUCGAUGAAUUCAGUGACCAGCCUGAAGAAAAAGUCUUUGUCCCCUGUGAAGUUUUUAGAGGGUGAGAUUAUAUGGGCAAAGUUCAGCCGAAGACCAUGGUGGCCCUGUGAGGUGAUCAUUGACCCCGAACAGGGAAUCUGUCACAGACUGAAAGAGCCCAGUGAUCGGCCCUGUCGGCUCUACCAUGUCAGGACCUUUGGUGAACCUGUGGAGCUUGUCUGGGUGGAGGAAAAAUCAACCCACACUUUCCAUGGAGGCUUUGAAUUUGAACAGCUCUGCCUACUGCGUCGGAGGGGGAAGCAAAGGGAGAACAACUAUAAAUACACUAUCGCUAAGCGUUUCCAAGACUCCUGGAAAUCUAGUGUGGCAGAAGCUGAAUCUGUUCUCCCAGAGAGACCCAAAAUGGGUUCCUCUAUUUCUGCGACCAUAGAUGAUGCCGUCCACAACAGUUCCUCACUGGAAAGAGAGAGCAAGGCUCAUCCAACCUUUUCUCCAUCCACUUCACCUGUCUCCACCCUGCCUGAGACAUCACACAGGAUCAACGGCUCCAUUUCUUCCCCAGUUAUUUCAUCCCCUGUUACAACUCCAACAAAGCCAAGCACUUUAAGGAAAUCUUCUGGCAAGAAGAAACCAAGUAAAUCAUCAAAAGACUUGAAUUGUAAACACUCUGAAAAGAUUUUGCAGAAUAGCCCUGACCAAUCAGAGAGAGACAAUGGAGAGUGCCCCUAUUCUGACCUUGACUCAGUCCCUAAGAUUUUGUGUCCCAAAGCACUUGAACGUCAGUCUAAGCUAGUUCCAACUCAGCCGUCUGUUAUGCAGGUCAAAGAGGUGAAGAAGCAGCCAGAGAUUCAGAGUGGUCUUUGGUUCAGUAAAUCAGGCAAAGACAGGCGACCUAAAACAACCAGUUCGAUGCCAGACCGCUCUCUCUUUGGUAAGGCACCCUGUAAGAAAAAGAGCCUUUCUGUUGUUAGCAAAAAGAUGCUGGUUACAUGUGUCUCCUCAAUUGGUGGGCUCAGUGACCAGUCAGGGAUGUCAGACAAGCAUAGGACUCUGGUACCUGCUGAAGCAAAUCUGUGCCCUGGGCAGUCAGGACAUGUGAAGUGUAAAAACACCCUGGUUUCCAAUAGACCCCUUGGUUCAAAUGACAGUCUUGUUGACCAGUCAGGACCGUCAGACAAGCAGAAGUCCCCUGUCUUUACUGAGACUGAUGUGCCCUCUGACAAGUGUGGACACUCAAAGCGUGUACAGACACCCAGUAAUACAACAGACACCGUUAUUGGCACGCUGUCUGGCCAGUUUGGUAGCUCAGAUGUUAAAAAGGCCCCAGAGCCUAAUAUCAAAGUUGAUUUUGAUGUACAAUCCAGGUUUUCAAAAAGUCCUAAGAGUGUCAGUCGAAGAGAACAUCGUGACAAGAUGGCUAGUAAAAAAGUCCAUGUAAUUGACAAGAUUUCCGAUCAAGCAGAAGUAAAAGAAAGCAACAAAACUCUAGUGUCCUGUUUAAAUUCUGACACCACUGACCCAUUAGCAAUUCUAGAGAAGAAAAGAAGACUGGUGUCUAAGUGUAGACUGCCCUUUGUCAAAUUAAUACGCAAGGAAAUAAAUGGUAAGAACUUACUAAAUUCCAGUGUAAACAUUAGUCCCACUGGCCAACCUGGAACCACAAAGAAUGAAAAGACCACAGACAAUAAUGUGACUAAAAUUUCCUCUAAACAGUCUGACCAGGUGGAUGCCAAGGCAAGUGUCUCCUUAGAGAAGCCAUCUAGUUCGGAAAUCAUAAAGGUCUCGGUUGUGAAGUUAAAAACAAGUCGGGGGAAUGUUAUGCCUCGUCACUCUUCAGAAUCAUCACAUGGGAAAACUACUGUGGUCUCCAAUGUGGAAAGCGUGGCUGCUGAAGGGUUAGGUAGCCCAGAACCAGAAACAAAACAAUUUUCAAAUGUAAGCCCAAGUCAUGUGACACACCCAUCCUCUAAUCAGCCAGAGAGGUCAGAAAGUAAAAAUAUUCCUUCCCCCAAUGUAACAUGUAUGACCUCUGACCAGUCAGGCAGCUCAGCACAAAGAAUAACUUCUGUCACUAGUACAUCUUGUAAUGCAAAUCUUGCUUCUCAUCGGCAAGGAAAUUUAGUAUCUGGGAAUGCUUGUGUUUCCGAAGGCCAGUCUUCUGAGAAAUCCAAGAAAAUUGUCCACAGAUCAAAAAAAGUUCCAGAAGAAGUCAUACAUGAGCAGCCUGCCCACCUCCCAGCCAGCAGUCGGUUGAUAACCAGGGCACUGAAGGUGAUGCACGAGGCAAAGCGGCAGAAGAAGACAAAAAAAGCCAAAAAGGAGGCUGAGCAGAAAGAACUCUUAGAUCCGUUAAGAAAACCUAAGGACUCUGUGUGUCACACUGCCCGCAACUCCACUCGGAGUCCAAAGACCAAACAGAAAAUUAGCACUAAAAUAAAAUCACUUAAAUCUAAUUGCAAUGACAAUUGUGAGUAUGAUCAGGACUCAUUUUCUAGCCAUAGCAGACCUUUGAAAUCCUCUGAUUCAACUGAUUCAGCUGGUGUCAAGAGCGAAGAUGAAGACCAUUCAAUAUCCUCAACUCCACCAAUGGACUUCAUCCCCCUCACUUCUAGUGUAAAGGCAAAGAAGGAAGAUCGUUCUUCUGACUUAUGCUCUUCAUCCUCACCUUCCUCACCAUUCUCUUUUAUGAAUGCAUUUAAAAAUGUGGAUGAGGUGUCCUUCCAGUCCGUGACAAAGGAGGCCAAUGGUAAACCCAUCUCUUUCAAACCAGACACAAACUACAAGUUCAGCACUUUUCUCAUGAUGUUGAAGGACUUGCAUGACACUAGAGAGCGAGACGGGACCCCCUUGGAACUAGAGAUUGGACCACCAAGUGCACAUGUUAAGGAGGAGCCUUUAGUGAUUCCCAGGGAGGCUAAACCUGCAGAGCAAGAUCAACAAAGUAAACAUUUUAAUAAAAAUUGUAAUUCAUGUCCAGACAAAAUCCUAAUCACUCACAGCGAAGACAGCAAAAGUCAUACUUGGAAGAGGCCCUAUAAUAGAAGGGGCAGCUGCGCUGGAAUGAAAAAGAGAUCCAACCGCAAAGUGCCUUGUCGUCCUGCCAGGUCUGGUCCUGGUUUCCCAGGACUGGAGUCCUCGUCAGGAAUGGCAUCCUUACCAACAGUGGACUCUUUAUCGGGCGUGGAUUGCUCAUCACGAGUCCAGUCCCUGUUGGGCAUGCAGGCCAGCUGCUCAGAGAAGCAGGCUGGUGGUGGUGAAGGAAUGGUUCAGGAGAAGGUGGAGCAGAGGUGGAGCAGAGUUAAUGAGAAUCUACAGAACAUGGUGCCUUUGGAGCAGCAGGGGUCCGACACUACGCUGUGUCUGGGACAGUCUGACGGCCUUGAUGCAGACUGCACACAGACUAACAAAAGCUUCACGCACAAUGUUGGAGGACGUGACAAGGCUCCAACGGCACAUAAACGAAUAAGAAAACCCAGCAAGAGGCUGAUAGAAUGGACUGAAGAGUACGAUCAGAUUUUCUCCACAAGGAAGAAAAUCAAAAAGCCUCUCCAGUCAAUUGGAAAGGCCACUCCACCCAUUACCUCCAUGUCUGAACCCCCGGGAUUGGACAAGAAUGCACAUGGCCACCCGUCCUUGAACUUAAUUCCUGAAAUACAGACACCGCCUCCUGAGGAAAUCGCUGCAACAACGCCCUCUGAACUACAAAUCCCCAGCACUGAAAACACAUCUCCCCAAGAUGCACCGGUGCUUUCCAUUGACACACUAACCCCCCCUCCCGAAGCCGAACCUUCGCUCUCAGAAGGCCUCAUCAAAGACAGCGGAAACGCUCCUCAGCUGGAGAAGAAGCGGAAGAGGAAACCCACUCAGAAGAUCCUGGAGUACUGUCUGGAGGCCGAGGCUUCGACAUGCCCCAAGAAGAAGGUGCAGCAUGGCCGUAAUGUGUUGUGUGUCAAAACACUGAAGAACAAUCCUAAUACCGCCCUUCAAUCAGAUUCAGGGCCAUCGCCUUUAAAGUCAAAGAGAAAGCUACUUACAACUUCCACGCCCACACCGACGACCUCAGAGGUUUCCACCUUGAUGCCCACGCCCUCCGUCCGGACCACUCCCACUCCCUCUCCCAGCACUCCUGCACCCGCCAGUCCUGUGCCGGCUGCACCUGAACCCAGCCAGGUGGAGACGGCGCUGGCAGAUGUCGAUGCUCGUCAGCCAGAGGACAGUAGGACUGAGGAGGUCAAGAAGGACACAGCAGAGUCAGAGGGCGACUCGUCCAGCCUGGAUCACAGUUUCUCCUCCUCGAAGGAUGAAUUGUCGCUGUGCGACGACCUACGUUUAGCCUCAAGGAGGAUCAUCGGGGACCGAGGAGGCCCCGCCUCCAUGAAGGAGAACAUUUGUCAGGUGUGUGAAAAGACGGGGGAGCUGCUGCUCUGUGAGGGUCAGUGCUGUGGAGCCUUCCACCUGCCCUGCAUCUCUCUGGCCGAGGCACCGAAAGGGAAGUUCGUCUGUCCCGAGUGUAAAUCAGGAAUCCACACCUGCUUUGUCUGUAAAAAGCGUGGUGAGGACGUGCGGCGCUGUAUGAUCCCUGUGUGUGGGAAGUUCUACCACGGGGAGUGUAUCGCCAGCUACGCGCCGACUGCUCCUGUGAACCGAGGCUUCCGCUGCUCGAUCCACGUCUGCCUCACCUGUUUCAUCGCCAAUCCAAACAGCUUGUCCAUCGCUAAAGGUCGUCUGGUACGGUGCGUGCGCUGCCCGGUGGCCUAUCACGCUACAGAUCUGUGCAUGGCGGCAGGCAGUGUCAUCCUCUCCAACAACAGCAUCAUCUGUCCCAACCACUUCGCACCCCGACGUGGCGUCAAGAACCACGAACACGUCAACGUCAGCUGGUGCUUCGUCUGCACUGAGGGGGGAAGUCUGCUGUGCUGCGAGUCCUGCCCCGCCGCCUUCCACCGGGAGUGUCUGAACAUUGAGAUGCCUAAAGGCAGCUGGUUCUGCAAUGACUGCAAGGCUGGGAAGAAGCCUCGCUUCAAAGACAUCCUCUGGGUGAAAGUUGGGCGGUACAGGUGGUGGCCCGCGGAGGUCAGUCAUCCCAAAACGAUCCCAGAGAACAUCCAGAGGAUGAAGCACGAUGUCGGCGAGUUCCCCGUGCACUUCUUUGGCUCCAACGACUACCUGUGGACCUACCAGGCCAGAGUCUUCCCUUAUAUGGAUGUGGACGCCAACAGCAGAGACAAGAUGGGGAAAGGUGUCGAUGCCACCUACAAGAAAGCUUUGGAGGAGGCGGCCGUGCGAUUUCGAGAGCUGCAGGCGGAGAAGGAGCUUCGGCAGCUUCAAGAGGACAAGAAGAACGACCGGAAGCCUCCUCCGUACAAACAUAUUAAGGUGAACCGACCAAUAGGAAAGGUUCAGAUCAUCACAGCCGACCUGUCCGAGAUCCCGCGCUGUAACUGUAAGGCGACAGACGAGAGCCCGUGUGGCACGGACUCGGAGUGCAUCAACCGCAUGCUGCUCUACGAAUGUCACCCACAGGUUUGCCCGGCGGGUGAACGUUGCCUCAACCAGGCGUUCAGCAAGCGUCAAUACAGCCAGGUGGAGAUCUUCAGGACCCUGUCCCGGGGCUGGGGGCUCCGCUGUGUCCAUGACAUCAAGAAGGGUCAGUUUGUGAGCGAGUACGUCGGGGAGGUGAUCGACGAGGAGGAGUGCAGGUCGAGGAUCAGACACGCGCAGGAGAACGACAUCUGUAACUUCUACAUGCUAACUCUGGACAAGGACCGGAUCAUUGAUGCCGGGCCGAAAGGGAACGAGGCUCGCUUCAUGAACCACUGCUGUCAGCCAAACUGUGAGACCCAGAAGUGGACAGUGAGCGGAGACACCCGGGUGGGACUGUUCGCUCUCGUCGACGUCGCUGCAGGCACAGAGCUCACUUUCAACUACAACCUGGAGUGUUUGGGCAAUGGGAAGACGGUCUGUAAAUGUGGAGCACCAAACUGCAGCGGCUUCCUGGGCGUCAGGCCAAAGAACAACCCUCCGUCGGACGACAAAGGUCGGAAGCUGAAGAGGAGAGGCUACGGCAAGAGGAAGAAAAAGGUGAUGGUGACCAAAGAAAGAGAGGACGAGUGUUUCAGCUGCGGAGACGGGGGGCAGAUGGUUUCCUGUAAGAGACCUGGAUGUCCGAAAGUUUACCACGCCGACUGCCUCAACCUCACCAAGAGGCCCGCAGGUCGUUGGGAAUGUCCAUGGCACCAGUGCGACGUAUGCAGCAAAGACGCAGCGUCCUUCUGUGAGAUGUGCCCAAGUUCUUACUGCGGCCAGCACCGUGACGGCUUGCUCUUCAUCUCCAAGCUGGACGGCAAACUGUGCUGCAGUGACCACGACCCGUGUGGGCCGGAUCCGCUGGAACCGGGGGAGAUCCGGGAGUACACGCCUGAACCGAGAGCCCUGACCUUGGGGUUGGGCAUGGCCGUCAUCCCCUCUGCUGCUCCCAACACAACCAUCAGUCUGAACCCGACUGCCGGAAGGGUGAAGGAGAUCAGCGCCGGCGCUGGCACGUGCGCUUCCGAGGCAUUUCCUGCUUUUUCCAUCCCGGUACCCAUCACCAUUCCUGUCCCUGCUGCUGCCGCUUCACCUCCCCCUAGCAGCUCUGAUGCUCCCAGCAGCCCGCAGGUGUUUGACCUCCCGCACUACUCGCCUAUCUCUUCGUAUGACGAGGAGGAGGAGCUGGCAGAGGUGGAGGAGGAGUUAGAGGAAGAGGAUGAAGUGGGGAGGCAGAAAUCCGAUCCUCACGAAGAAGAUGGAGGGUCGGUGAUGGAUGAGGAGGAUUACCUGGAGAUGGAUGAGGAGGAAGAGGAGGAGGAGGACGACGACGACGACGAGGAGGAGGAGGAGGAGGAGGAGGAAGAGGAAGAAGAGGAGUGACAUACAGUGGAUUAUUAUUUAUAGUGGCACAGGAUACGGAGGAAGAAAAGGCAGUUGGGCAACAAGACAUGACAGUCAAUUCAGCGGGGAAACAAGGAUCCACCUUCACUUCACUGUUCGUCCACUGAAUGUGUGGAGGCAUUUUUACAACAAAACUAAAUAUCCUAUUAAUCACUCUAUGCUCGCUCCAUAUUCCCUGACCGUGGUACACACUAGCUGUAGAGAUGGUUCCCGACACAGUGACUUUGCACAAACUGGCUGCGGGAUCUGACAACGAUUAUCUGGAACACAAAACUUUGGUGUUUGUAAACAUAUUUCACUCGUGUGAUUGUUUCCUCACAUUUUUUUGGACCAAUUUUCACCUGCUGGAUUGUUUUUGGCUAUUCCCUCUGAGUAUUGGUUCAGGCGUCAUUUUUCUGUACGUCAGCGAGUUGACCUGCAAAAGCUUAAUGUAGUUGGAGACAAUUAUCGUACCUGGUGUGUAGGUGUUUAGUGCAAGAAAAAUAAUACUUCAUUGUAGCUACCUGACAGGCUGGAGCUAAACUCUGCAGCCCAUGAAUCCUGAGAUUACAAUGACAAGAGUCACAGAAGCGAUUCUGUCUGGUAACUUACUUUGCUGAGGUUGGAUGGUGGCUGUAUUCACAAAAAUACCGGAAAAGAAAAAACAUGAAUUUGUCUGUGAAUAAACCAGUUGCAGUCUGGUUGUGCUUUCAGACAUCUCCUGGACUGAACUGUUUUGAAACAUGUUUUUGGACACAUGCUGGCUGGUAAGACGUCUGCCACAACCACCUGAAUCACCCUCCAUUCAGGAUGGAGACACCUGACACACAGGAGUCUCCGCUUCGCCUCCAGUUCUUCUUGACGCAAGCCGAUCAUCCGACGGUUCUUCGAGAUCAGAUCAUGUAUGAAAAUAUGAAUGUGUCAGAUCAGUAGUGACAGUGAGACUUUUUGGAUGGAGGCUGCUGGUACAAGGAGGAAAUAUGCUUUAGACCAUUUCACACCAAAAACAUUCAAAUGAAAGGAUCCAAAACUGUGAAGGAUCCAGUGUUUGACUGAGACCAGUUUUAAUGUCAUGUCAGGGUGGGAAAGACAAAGUAUUUAUGCCAUCAUGGAUUAAUAAAAACUGUAAGAUAAAGAAUCGAAUGGGUUAUUAAGCAGCUCCAUAAGUCAGGCUGAGGCAGAGAUGGUCUAGCGUGUUUUCUGUUGUACAAUUCUGUGACGCACAAAUGUGGAAGAGCGGGGACGUCAGCGCCCCCUCUCCUCGUUCUUCGAUCUCCAUCAAGGGAAACAAAAGUCUUCGAAAAGGAAAAUGACGGACUGCUGCCAUGAUGCUUGCACUUCUGUGUGUGUGUUCUUGCCACGUGUUUCACUCUUCAAGCUUAUAAUAUUGUCUGUGUUAUCUGCCAAUGCCUUAGAGUGUAUUUCGUUGGGAGAUAUUUUUAGGAGUGAAAUGGUUUGGUGCCGUUGAGAGCCACGUUUCCCUACUAAUGCCUUUUUACAGUUGCCCAACAUGCAUUGUUUCAUUCCAGUGUAAUUAUGACCUGUUAGAUCUCAAGCAUUGACCUGUUAACUGCUAUAUAAAUAUAUAAGAAGUUAUGAAAUGA